AGAGGGGGCGGGGUCGCUCUGCGCGCCCCUUUGGCCAAGAUGGCGGCGGGUCCCAUCUCGGAGAGGAACCAAGAUGCCACCGUGUACGUGGGAGGCCUGGACGAGAAGGUCAGCGAGCCCCUCCUGUGGGAACUCUUCCUCCAGGCGGGCCCCGUUGUCAACACACACAUGCCCAAAGACAGAGUUACGGGCCAGCAUCAAGGUUAUGGAUUCGUGGAAUUCCUCAGCGAGGAGGACGCUGACUACGCCAUCAAAAUAAUGAAUAUGAUCAAGCUCUACGGGAAGCCCAUCCGGGUCAACAAGGCCUCAGCCCACAACAAGAACCUGGACGUGGGGGCCAACAUCUUCAUUGGCAACCUGGACCCUGAGAUCGACGAGAAACUGCUCUAUGACACUUUCAGCGCCUUUGGGGUCAUCCUUCAGACCCCCAAGAUCAUGCGUGACCCGGACACGGGCAACUCCAAGGGCUACGCCUUCAUCAACUUUGCCAGCUUUGAUGCCUCCGACGCCGCCAUCGAGGCCAUGAACGGACAAUACUUGUGCAACCGCCCCAUCACUGUCUCCUACGCCUUCAAGAAGGAUUCCAAAGGCGAAAGGCAUGGCUCGGCGGCUGAGCGCCUCCUGGCUGCUCAGAACCCCCUGUCGCAAGCGGACCGGCCUCACCAGCUGUUUGCAGAUGCCCCGCCCCCACCAUCGGUGCCCACCCCAGUCGUUACCACCUUGGGGCCAGGGGUCACCCCACCAGGCAUCCCACCACCAGGAUCGUUCCCUCCACCGGUUCCGCCUCCGGGAGCCAUGCCCCCAGGAAUGCCUCCAGCCAUGCCACCUCCACCCAUGCCCCCGGGCGCUGGAGCCCCGGGGCCCCCUUCGGGAGGCGCUCCUGCCGGGGCCCAUCCUCCUCACCCGCAUCCUUUCCCUCCUGGCGGGAUGCAUCCAGGAAUGCCUCAGAUGCAGGUGCAUCACGGAAUGCCCGGGAUGGGCCCGCACCACCCAGGGCCGCCGGGGGCAGGCGGUCAGCCACCACCCCGCCCGCCUCCAGGCAUGCCCCACCCUGGCCCACCCCCCAUGGGCAUGCCGCCCCGGGGGCCUCACUUUGGAUCUCCAAUGGGUCACCCCGGGCCCAUGCCUCCCCACGGGAUGCGUGGACCACCUCCCUUGAUGCCUCCCCAUGGGUACAAUGGGCCCCCUCGCCCUCCUCCAUACGGCUACCAGCGGAUCCCUCUGCCCCCUCGCCCUGCUCAAAGGCCCAUGGUGCCGCCGCGAGGGCCCAUGCGGGGGCCGCUACCCCCCUAAACAAAAG
Molecule: messenger RNA, 1300 nt
Organism: Euleptes europaea (tarantolino)
Lineage: Eukaryota; Metazoa; Chordata; Lepidosauria; Squamata; Sphaerodactylidae
Gene: SF3B4
Product: splicing factor 3b subunit 4
Exons: 6
Coding region: 40-1293 (417 amino acids)
Biological process (GO): positive regulation of mRNA splicing, via spliceosome
Cellular component (GO): nucleolus; U12-type spliceosomal complex
Molecular function (GO): RNA binding
Source: RefSeq, a predicted model, not a curated record